AUGCAAAAGGCAAUUAAUAAAUUAUGUGGUUUUCUUGAACAAAUUCAACUGAGGCACCAAAGUGGAACAACUGAGGCAGACAUGGUCGCUGAAGCAAAGCGGAUGUAUCAUGCAAUACAGAAAAAACACUUCACAUUUGAUACAUGUUGGGAUAUUUUGCGCCGAAGUUGUAAGUGGGAUGAAUUUCGAACACAAUCCAAAAAGAGUACGCAACAUGUUUAUCCAUGUUCUAAUCCAUCAACUGGAGAAUCUGAUGCAUUUCAAUCCAACCAGAAUAAUGUUCUGUACGAAGAACCAUCUAAUCCAUUAACACGACCAAUUGGUACUAAAGCAGCGAAAGAGAAGUUGAAGAAUCAAACAACCCACGAUAGUAGAUUUGAUGAAAUGGCUGCCAACCAAUCCAAAAUGGUUGAAGUGUUAUCAACUAUUUCCACUAGAACUAUUGAGUGA
Camellia sinensis is the source of this 450-nucleotide messenger RNA. NCBI's taxonomy places the organism in Eukaryota, Viridiplantae, Streptophyta, Magnoliopsida, Ericales, Theaceae. The record is from RefSeq and is a predicted model, not a curated record.